AUGAUCUAUUCAGCUCUCCUCCCUCUGGCCGCCACCUUGGUCACUGGAGCUUCGCUCCCUCAAGCCAAGGACUGUCAGGCUAAGAGCUAUCCAGGCCCCGAGAACCCAGGUUUCGAGACUGGUGAUCUCAAAGGCUGGAAGGUCAUCAGUGGCACUGCGUUCGGCAAAGACUCCAUCUCCAGUGAGACCACCUACUGGGAUGGUCCUUUUCACCAAGAUGGCAAACGAUUUCUUCUCGGUACCAAACAAGCUGGCGAGGAAGCCGUGGGCGAACUCAAGUCCAGUACCUUCAAAGCUAGCUCUGUCCUGAGCUUUCUGAUCGGAGGAGGCUAUAAUCCUGACCACCUCUACGUUGCUCUUGUCCGCGACUCAGACGGAAAGCUCCUCCUCAAGCAGACAGCUACCAACGAUGAGGCUCUCAUCCGUAUCACCUGGGACACAAGCAAGUGGCAGGGCCAGAAGGUGCAUAUCCUCGUGCACGACAGCAGCACAUCAAAGUCCUGGGGCCACAUCAACAUUGAUGAUGUCCGCGUUGGCUGCCAUGCUCUUGGAGACGGCAAAGGCCUCUCCUUCAACAUCCUCGGCCAGGCAAACCAACGCCCUCAGAGCUACUCCGCUUGCUCCUCCUACGCUGCCGAUCCCAUCAGACCCCAGUACCACUACACGCCUUACCAGGGGUGGAUCAACGACCCGGCAGGUUUGGCUGAGUUCCAUGGGGCCCAUCACCUCUUCAGUCAGUACAACCCAGCGGCUCCCCUAUGGGGUCCGAUGCAUUGGGCACACGCCAAAAGCAAUGAUGCGGUUCACUGGAGAGAACAGCCUGUUGCUCUGUACCCUGCUCAAGUGACCAACGCGAGCGAUGACUCUGGUCGCUUUACGGGAAGCGGAGUUGUCGACAAGAAGACUAAUGAGCUGCGGCUUAUCCUGACUGAUUACAUCAACCUCGCUUAUCAUCCUGAUGCAGUCCAGGAGAGUGUUAUAAUGGCAACAAGCAAAGAUGGAAAGAAGUUUGACCUUGCCAAGGAGCCCAUCGUCCCGGGACCUCCUAAGGGAGAAGUCCCGUUCUUCCGAGACCCCAAGGUCUUCCAUGAUCCUACAGAUAACACGUGGAAGAUGGCUGUUGGCGCCACGAACGGCGAAAGCGGCCAAGUCCAGUUGUAUAAAUCUAAAGAUCUCGAUACCUGGUCUCACGUCGGCGUUCUAUACACUGGCGAUGGCAGCACUGGAAAGCUAUGGGAGUGCCCCAAUUUCUUCCCUCUGGAAGACAAAUGGGUUCUCUUCUAUGGCGGCAAUGGACUUGGCUACUACGAGACUGGCACGCACAACGGAAAAACGUUCAAGAGCGAGAAGCGCGGCCUUGUUGAUGCCGGACCCUCUAGCUAUGCCAUGCAGUGGUACCAGGACGAGGCAGGUCGUGAUCUAGCCAUUACCUGGAUGGCGAACUGGCCCAGCCCCAAAUGGCCAAGCCGUGUCAACGGGUGGGCUGGACAGCAGUCUAUCACCCGCGAGAUGUUUAUCCGCAAGGAUGGCGGGCUAGGCCAACGUCCUAUCCCAGAGCUUAAGACCCUUGCAUCUGGUCGCACUAAGAAGAUUGGGGCCACAAAGGUCACUCAGAAAGGCCUCCAUGUCGGUAGCUCCAACAGCGCCAGACUCACCAUUGACCUCGAUCUCGCUUCUUCGGAUGCGACAUCUUUCGCCCUCUCGCUCUUCAAGUCGGCUGGUGAAUCCGUGGUGCUGACAUUCGACAAGAAGGCUGGGAGUCUCACCCUUGACACCACAAAUGCUGGUUACGGGCAGGCGGGCAAGUGGGAGGCAUUGGUUGACGUUGCUGGUGGCAAAAAGUUCUCUCUAGAUAUCUUUCUCGAUAGGUCUGUGCUUGAGAUUUUCGCUAGCGAUGGGACGGUGUUUUCGGCUACUGUCUUUCCAAGGUAUCAAGAAUCGCAGGACAUUGACUUGGUCGCGAGCGGUGGUGCUUUGGCAGUAAAGUCAAUUGCUCUUACGCCACUAGGCUCAAGCUGGUGCUAA
Messenger RNA from Fusarium sp. VM40, 2025 nucleotides. NCBI's taxonomy places the organism in Eukaryota, Fungi, Ascomycota, Sordariomycetes, Hypocreales, Nectriaceae. The record is from the annotation of a GenBank genome assembly.